AUGGUGUCUCCGAGCACGCUGGACGAAAGCUUACUGGACUCUAUUCUUCGAGACUUGCGGGUCGUUCUUAAACGCGCACGCUUGGUCGCGCUACCGUGUCGUUGUGCGAGUGACCGGGGCCUAUCGCUUCCCGAAGCUCGACGUCGUGCAGCCGAGUUACAGACAGAGUUGCACGACUGGGACCUGUGGGGCCCACUGCUUGUCUGUCUGGCACUGUCGGUGACGCUGUCCGCUGUUUCAAAGAGCGCUCCGUCGACAGUGUUCAGUCUGGUGUUUGUGAUAAUCUGGGUUGGAGGCGCCAUCGUAACGCUGAACGCUUCGCUGUUAGGGUGCAAGCUACCGCUAUUUCAGAGCAUCUGCUUGCUCGGGUAUGCAGUGACGCCUUUAUUCGUUGGAGCAGUGCUUUGUCUGAUAUGGCACGCAGCCGUCGCUAGUCAGGUUAUCGAGAGUUUGCUGCGCGUUGUGACGAUCCUCGUCGCGCUGGGAUGGUCCGUGUUCGCGAGCUCGACACUGCUAGCGGAUGUGGGCGUCCAAGCUGGUCGGAAACCUCUUGCGCAGUUUCCCAUCGCGCUAUUGUUCUGCGGUCUGGCAUGGGUUAUCCUCCUGGCUUUCGAGUAA
Cyanidioschyzon merolae strain 10D is the source of this 618-nucleotide messenger RNA. RefSeq lists its product as hypothetical. The transcript has a single exon. Bases 1 to 618 code for a protein of 205 amino acids. The record is from RefSeq and is a predicted model, not a curated record. Gene Ontology annotation, cellular component: membrane; trans-Golgi network. Lineage: Eukaryota; Rhodophyta; Bangiophyceae; Cyanidiales; Cyanidiaceae. Gene Ontology annotation, biological process: endoplasmic reticulum to Golgi vesicle-mediated transport.